AUGACUGACCAGCCGCCGCCGCUCAAAAAUUGGCCGCACACCUUCGACCAAAACUACGUGUUCAAGCGCCUUGGCAUAGUAGAGAGCACCCGGGACCAACAGGUUGUCCGCGAAGAAGCACAAGCUGUCUAUAAUGUCGUAGCAGCUCAGGCUUUCAAAAAAGGCAUCAUCCUUAGCCACAUUUUCCGAUCGAGUUCUUCACGCACUCAAAUCCUAUAUGAGUGGCGCAAGCGAAUGCCGAGGGUGCCACCGGCUGUUAGGAAUCACGUUCCAAACAUCGACCUUCUCAGUGGGGCGUUGUAUAAAUACCUCACUUGUAUUCACGAUGAGUUGCUAGAGGACUUUGCAGCAAGCCCAAAAGAUCAGGCAAACCAAGCAGCAAAAGCCUCUGGGAAGACAGGACGAGGGCCAGGACGACCGCCAGCACCGGUAGUACCAGGGCCAGCACGAAGUACAAUACCAAAACCAGCAAAACCAGAAGACCAGAGAUUCGAAUAUCAACGGCCCUUCAUCGUGCCCAACGGUGACGUCCAGAUCAUCCGAGCAGACUAUCCGGACAUGCCAAUUGCAAUUAGGGUGAGUGACUUUUUAACAGACAAAGGAAACCCGCUGGAUGUAUGCCCUGACGGGGAUUGGAUCAACAUCGCCAACAUUGAAUUUGAAUUGUUCAGAGCUAACCUCACCCAAGAAGGGUAUUGGGCUGAUGGGGACACAGUCUGGUUAAGCCCUUACCCUCUGGGGGAAAUUGAUACUACGAAGAUUACUAACCCACAGCCUGGCGAGGCACGACUAACUUCCUUUAACCUAGCAUCUACACUUUUGCGAACUAUUCGUGAACAUUGGCCUAAGCUUCGAAAUCCCUCCCCUGAGCCCUUUGAAAGUUCAAGGCGCUCACCAUUACCUAGACCUAGUUUGACUAUUAUUAUUCGAACCGGUGUUCCAAGAGGAGGUGCUCUAGCUCCUAAUCAGCCAGCAAUAGCUCGUCCCACUGAACAAUUGGGUGGCAAUACGGUCAGGCCUAACCGCCGAAUGGAACAGGUAGCCCGAUAUGCGGCCAACAGACACGCCAAAACCAAGCGAAAGAGGGGAGAAGCGGAAUGGGAAACAGGAAGAACAGAAAAUGAGGUCGAGGGAGAUGGUCCAAUAGCUCAAAGAAGAAAAAGGAUUCCCCAAAGUGCCGCCAGCGGCCCUGUUGGCCUUGCUCCUGGUACUGCCCCUGGCCCUGCCUUUGCCCCCGAACCUGCCUUUGCCCCUGGCCCUGCUAUUGACCCUAAUUCCCUAGCUCCCGCCGGACAAGAUCCCCCCGCAGGUGAGUUCGAUGAAGAGGCUUUCCUAGCCGAUUUGGAUCCUACAAUGUUUAACGACCAGGCAAUUUUGGGUGAUGAUUCCGCCUUGCAAGCAUUCUUCGAGCAGAACAAAUGGAGUGGAGAUGAAGCACCGAUGGACGAGGAGAUGUGA
Penicillium concentricum is the source of this 1458-nucleotide messenger RNA. RefSeq lists its product as uncharacterized. The coding region runs from base 1 to 1458 and encodes 485 amino acids. NCBI's taxonomy places the organism in Eukaryota, Fungi, Ascomycota, Eurotiomycetes, Eurotiales, Aspergillaceae. The record is from RefSeq and is a predicted model, not a curated record. The transcript has 2 exons.